AUGAUAAUACCACAAUUACCAAGUAGUAAUAUUAAAACUAGAUUUAGAUCAAAAUCAACAAAGGAAUUAUCUUCAAUUUUGAAAAAGACUCCAUCAAUAUUUAAUAAUAGCAAUGAUAACACUACUAAGAAUAUCAGAAUUAGAAGUAAUAGUACACAAAGUUUGGGUAGUAAAAAAAAUGUACGAUUUUCAACAAAUUUAAUUGCUAUUAAGAAAUUCGAUAAAUUUGCCGAACCUAUUACUAUCUCUAAUGAAACAUCCCCCGAUUUAUCACCUUUAUUAAUUCCAUUAGAUAUGACAUCAAAUAAUAAUAAUGAUAAUGACGACGAUUCUUGUUGGUUUCACGAUUUAAAUUUAGUCCCAAGAUUAAUCGACAUUGAAAAUAAUUUUAAUGAAUUUCAUUUCAAUAAUAAAAAAAAUAAAUUAUUUUCUCUGGAUGAUGAGGAUUACAACUACGAUAAUGACGAAGAUUUAAAUUAUUAUUUUAAUGAAGCUGGUACUUUAAGAAAUGACAACAACAACAAUUCAAAUCCUACAUCUCCAACUAAAUCAUGUACUGACGAUCCUUUAUUACAAUUACAAUCUAAUCAAAAUUUAAAAUGGGAAUUAUUAUCUACGAAUAUUAUUAAUAGUAAUUUGAUUUUAACUAACGAUUUUAUUAAACAUUUUAUGCAUAAUCAAAACAUCAAAAUUCAAUCUUUGAAAAUUAAUAAUGAAAAUAAAUUAGCAGGUUAUUUAAUUGUUAAUAACUUGUCUUUUGAAAAAUAUAUCGAAAUUAAAUUCACUUUUAAUAAUUGGCAAAAUAUUCAUUACGUUAACGCAUCAUUUAAUAAAAUUAUCUCUCCAAAUUAUGAUCAAUUUAAAUUCGUUAUCGACAUUAAUUCUUUUAAAUUCUUUUUAAAUUUGAAAAAUUUAUUAAUCAAUGAUAUUCUAAAUAUCGAACUUUGUUGUAGAUAUGAUGUUAAACAUGAAACUUACUAUGAUAAUAAUAAUUACAAUAAUUAUAAAAUGGUAUUGAAAAGACCAAUGAAAAAACAAAAUGAAAUCAUCCCUAAUAAAAAUGAUAUUUUAAAUAUAUCAAACGUACAAGAUAAAAUCACCGCUUCUGCAUCAAAAGCCGACUCGUUAAGAAGAGUAAGUAGUAUGAAUCCUGUAUCAAGACAUCAUACUAGAACGUUUAGUGCUGACACUGAUUUUUUCAAUACUUCUCCAUUGAAAAAUAUUUAUUAUAAUAAAAAGAUUAGUAUUCCAUCAACUACUACAACCACAACUAGUACUACUGGUACUAAUGUUGUAGUACCGACUGCAUCAAGGAUUAUUACGAGUGCUAGUACACCUCAUCUAAAUGAGAAAAAUGUUUUGUCUUUCAAUUCGGACCUUUCAUCUAUUUCUUCAAGUUCUAUAUCGUCGGCAGCUUCCUCUACAUCAACAGAUUCAUCAUCUUUAUAUUCAUUUCAAACAGAAAACGAUACAACCCCAAUCAUUAUUAAACCAUUACCAACAAAUAUUUUACAAUUACAUGACAAAAACAGCAUCAAUGAUGACCAACCAUUAGCAGAAAGAAGAACAAGAAGGAGGGAAAGUAGUCCGCCGGAUGUGUCACCUUUGGAAAAGACUUCUAUACAGGAUAGUAUUCUUAACACUGCAACGACACCGGGGAUAGAAUGUAUUAAUAGUUACCUUUCUCCAUCAUUGGCAGAUAUUAAAGAUCAAUUAUAUUUAUCGCCAUCAAAGGGGCCAUAUGAAACUAAAAAUGUAUUUAAUGAUAAUAACACAAUUACAAGUUAUUCGGAAAGUGUUGCCACUGAUGCAACAUUAAUUAAAAAAGUCUCAAGAAAAAAUAAAGAAGAAUCUAUUAUAGAUCCCUUAGAUAAUGGUUCAGAUAACAUUAGUAACAAGAAAACAAAAAAUAAACAUUCUACAAGUACACCAUCUUUGGAUUCAGACUAUAAAUCAUUAUUAGACUCAUGUUGUUUUUACACUCCAACAGCAUUAAGCCCGAAUGAAUCCUCACCAAAUAAAUUCUCAUUCAUGUCAUCAAUUGCAGAUUAA
This is a messenger RNA of Maudiozyma barnettii, 2052 nucleotides long. RefSeq names its product protein phosphatase regulator GAC1 (gene GAC1). The transcript has a single exon. Gene Ontology annotation, cellular component: protein phosphatase type 1 complex. Gene Ontology annotation, biological process: regulation of glycogen biosynthetic process. The record is from RefSeq and is a predicted model, not a curated record. Bases 1 to 2052 code for a protein of 683 amino acids. Gene Ontology annotation, molecular function: protein phosphatase 1 binding; glycogen binding. NCBI's taxonomy places the organism in Eukaryota, Fungi, Ascomycota, Saccharomycetes, Saccharomycetales, Saccharomycetaceae.